This is a messenger RNA of Kluyveromyces lactis, 219 nucleotides long. It is a transcript of the gene MRA1, whose product is annotated as Mra1p. NCBI's taxonomy places the organism in Eukaryota, Fungi, Ascomycota, Saccharomycetes, Saccharomycetales, Saccharomycetaceae. The coding region runs from base 1 to 219 and encodes 72 amino acids. The record is from RefSeq and is a predicted model, not a curated record. The transcript has a single exon.
AUGAGACCUACACAAUUUGUUUUGAACGCUGCUAAGAAGAAGUCUGGUUUUUCUGUUCCAGUUGAAUUAACUCCAUUGUUUUUGGCUAUGGGUGUUGCUUUGGCUUCCGGUACUUGGUUCUCUUACAAGAAGUUCUUCCACGAUGACUCCUUGAGAGUUAGUAGAAAGAACCCAGAACAAUCUGCUCUAGACAAAGUCUUGAACCAAAAGGCAGAAUAA